Molecule: messenger RNA, 2762 nt
Organism: Gasterosteus aculeatus aculeatus (three-spined stickleback)
Lineage: Eukaryota; Metazoa; Chordata; Actinopteri; Perciformes; Gasterosteidae
Gene: ppm1j
Product: protein phosphatase, Mg2+/Mn2+ dependent, 1J
Biological process (GO): protein dephosphorylation
Cellular component (GO): mitochondrion
Molecular function (GO): [pyruvate dehydrogenase (acetyl-transferring)]-phosphatase activity
Source: RefSeq, a predicted model, not a curated record
UUUUGGGGGUUUUACUCUCUAACGUAACAUCGCGAUCGACCCCCCCCCCCUCCCCCUCCCUCCCUCCCUCCCUCCUACCCCUCCUGUCCCCCCGUGUCCCGGAACCUCUUUCCGCAGUCGGCUCCCGAUGAUGAUCAGCAAAGUAAAGAACGCGAUGUCCACUCUGGUGGGAGGGAUGGUGCCGCACCACCACCACCACCAGCACCAGCACAACCAGCACCCGGCCGGCGGCCAGGCGUGCGCAGCGGACAGCCUGCCGCCGCGCUUCCCCUACGGCCGCCCGGACUUCUUGGACCUCACCCCGGAGCUCCUGCAGUACUCCACGGAGCACGCGUCACGGCCGGUGCUCACGGUGAAGAGAGACAGCAGGCUUCCGUGGCGGACGGGAUACGCGGAGGUGAUCAAUGCGGGGAAGAGCAUGCUGAACGAGGACCAGGCGUCCUGUGAGAAGGUGUUCGUGAAGAAGCCGAGCGGCAAACACCGCAACUCGUCCAUGCUGGAGGACAACGGGGAUGGCACAGGAAUCCCUCUCCAUUUCUGGGGCGUGUUUGAUGGACACGCUGGUUCUGGAGCCGCCAUCAUGGCCUCCAAGCUUCUACACCGCCUCAUCAGAGACCGCUUGGGAGAAGUCUGUCACCUGCUGGAGAACCCCAACUGUGCACCGCCCAUCUGCCUCGCCAAGAAUGGGAGCCCGUACCAGGCGGACACCAAGAAGGGGGCCGCGCAGGAGACAGAGGACCCCGAUGCAGUCACCGACUCCUCCGUGCGCUUUCACAUGGAGAAGGUUGUCAGUCUGCAGAGCCUGGUGAUGGGAGUCAUAGAGACCGCAUUCACCCAGAUGGAUAACCUAAUUGAAAAGGAAAAAGCAUCAUAUGCCAUCUCUGGUGGAUGUUGUGCCUUAGCUGCCAUUCAUUUAAUGGGGAAACUCUACGUGGCCAAUGCCGGAGACAGCAGGGCCAUAAUCAUCCGAAAUAAGGAAGUUAUUCCCAUGACGAAUGAAUUCACACCGGAGUCCGAGAGACAGCGGCUACAGUAUCUGGGCUUCCUGAGGCCAGAGCUCCUGGGCAAUGAGUUCACCAGCAUCGAGUUCCCCCGUAGGAUCCAGCACAGCGAGCUGGGCAAGAAGAUGCUCUACAGAGACCACACCAUGACCGGCUGGGCUUAUAAGACGAUUGUUGAAGAUGAUCUGAAAUUCCCUCUGAUAUACGGAGAGGGUAAAAAGGCACGCGUCAUGGCGACGAUCGGAGUGACCCGAGGGCUGGGAGACCAUGAGCUGAAGGUGUACAACUCCAACAUCUACAUCAAGCCCUUCCUCUCGUGCGCCCCCGAGGUGAAGGUGUAUGACAUGGAAGAAAACCAGCACGGCCCAGACGACGUCUUGGUCAUGGGCACGGACGGAUUGUGGGACGUGACGACGGACCGGGAAGUGGCGGACGCCGUGUCGUCCUACUUGUCCGGCUGUGACCCCUCGGAUCCAAUGAGGUACACCCUGGCGGCCCAGGACCUGCUGAUGAGGUCACGGGGUGUACUGAAGGAGCGCGGCUGGCGGCUGCCCAACGAGCGACUGGGCUCGGGGGACGACAUCACCGUGUUUGUCGUCCCGCUGGCGAGGCCGGAGUCCGAGACAUGACGGGGGCGUCGACCUCCCUGCUUGCUCCCUGAGCAAUGGACCGCCGGAGGGGGGGGGCGGCGGGAGAUGAAAGCACCUUCGCCAUAGGGGAGGCGCGGGUCCGACCGGCACCUCCCAUCAAGGCGGUCCAACCCGCGUCAUUUGGGUUUGUCUCUGUUAUGUAGCAAAGUAUUUUCAGUGACAUCAUACGAGAAGUCACCCCCCCCCCUCCCCCCCCUUCCUCCCAGACCCUCCCGCCUGGUUGUUGGCGGCCGCCGGACAGAAUCGAACCUCUUGUGGUAUUUUUGUUUCCUGUUUGGACCGCUCAUCAGUUCCUUUGAUUGGAUUGAUCAUUUUCAUGUCAUACCAUGACUGCGACUCCCUUUUGUAAAAAAAAAAUUAAAAAAAAGAAAUAGAAGAGAAAAAAAAGAGCCGGGAUUGCAGCAACGAAUGUGAGGAAACCAAACAGAUAAAACAGAUUUAAAAAAGGCGAAUCAAUAGAUUAUUGUCUGUACAUUAAAACCGCAUGUGGGAAAUGGAAGGGACCUUUGUUUUAGCACUGGACUCCCGUUGGGUCUGUAUUGCCGCACUGAGGUGCCGAUGAAUGACGUUGCACAUGCUACGUGUUAGCCUGUUGGUUUGUGAUAUCUGCCCUAUUGAAUGGGCUUCAAUAGGUUUUUGUUUUAUUUUUGUCUUUACAAUAAAAAGGGUUUUGCUUGUGUUCAGUAAAAAAUUAUAUGAAGCAAAAGGAUAAUUUUCUUGAUGUAACCAUGUUUUUUUUUUACUUUCUGAGGAGAAAGUAAUUUGUUAUCAGUAAAUGUUUAUAAUAAUAAUAAGGUAUAAUAAGGUGAUAAACUUCACACAUAUGCCUUACUAAGAGAUUUAAGUUUUCCCCCCUCAGAUGCACUAAACGUGAUAUUUGUAAAAGAACAUUGUUUGCCCUUAAAUAUACUGAAUACCUCUUUUUUAUCAUUAUUGUUGUUAUUUAGACUAGCCAUAUAUUUUUGAAGACGACAUGGUUGUAAGCAGUAUCAGAAUUUUAUUUUUAUGUUUCUACCCAUUAAGUGUGUAUUUAGAGAGACGAUGUGUCCUAGUAUAUGAGGUAAAGGGAUAAUGUGUACCAGCUUGGAAAUAAAUCAGAUUUUUCCCAUUU